AUGGCCGAUAUCGAUGUCAAAAUCGCCGAGUGGAAGCAGGUUGAGGUCGGCCGUCUGGUGCUGAUCCGCCGUGGCCCCUUCACCGGCAAGCUCGCUGCCAUCGUCGAGAUCGUGGACCACCGCCGUGUCCUGGUCGACGGCCCCUCUGGCGAGGAGAAGAAGAUCGUGCCCCGUCACGUUCUCCCUCUUGCCCACGCCACCCUCACCCCCUUCACCAUCCCCCAACUGCCCCGUGCUGCCGGUACCGGCCCCGUCAAGAAGCUGUGGGCGAAGAACGAGAUCGACAACAAGUGGGCCAAGAGCAGCUUUGCCCAGAAGACCGACCGUGCCGACCGACGGAAGAACCUGACCGACUUUGAGCGCUUCAAGGUCCUGCGUCUGCGCAAGCAGGUACGUUGUCACUGCCGGUGGAACUAUUCCUUAUGCACGGCAUGA
This is a messenger RNA of Penicillium riverlandense, 435 nucleotides long. RefSeq names its product 60S ribosomal protein eL14. Gene Ontology annotation, molecular function: RNA binding; structural constituent of ribosome. NCBI's taxonomy places the organism in Eukaryota, Fungi, Ascomycota, Eurotiomycetes, Eurotiales, Aspergillaceae. Gene Ontology annotation, biological process: ribosomal large subunit biogenesis; translation. The record is from RefSeq and is a predicted model, not a curated record. Bases 1 to 435 code for a protein of 144 amino acids. The transcript is spliced from 2 exons. Gene Ontology annotation, cellular component: ribosome; cytosolic large ribosomal subunit.